Messenger RNA from Morus notabilis, 1833 nucleotides. RefSeq names its product UDP-glycosyltransferase 88A1. The record is from RefSeq and is a predicted model, not a curated record. NCBI's taxonomy places the organism in Eukaryota, Viridiplantae, Streptophyta, Magnoliopsida, Rosales, Moraceae. The transcript has a single exon. The coding region runs from base 269 to 1687 and encodes 472 amino acids. Gene Ontology annotation, molecular function: UDP-glycosyltransferase activity.
UACGGUGCAACUCUUUUAAAAAUAUGCUGUCUUUCAUACGAGCAUAUAUACAAGCAUAUAUGGUGCCUACCAUAAUGGCUCAACAGCGAUACAGACAAUUCAAUAAUAAUAAACAAUGAAAAAUAACAUAACUUUUUUAAAAUAAAAGAGUAACUAUUAAACAAUAUAUGCAAAUUUUCUGCGGCGAGCUCUCGUAUUUAAUAUACAGACACAGAGCAAGCCGCACGAGUGACGCUUAGACUUGAACUCCGCCACACAAACUCAAAACAUGGAAUCGAUAGUCCUCUAUCCAUCACCGGCGAUCGGCCAUCUUAUCGCCAUGGUCGAGCUAGGAAAGCUUAUUCUCACUUCAAAACCUUCACUCUCCAUCCACCUCCUCAUUGCCGCACCUCCUUACAAAGCCGGCGACACCGCUGCCUACAUCGCCGGCGUCUCCGCCACCACUCCAUCCAUCACCUUCCACCACCUCCCGCCCAUCUCCCUCCCUCCCGAGAUUUCGUCCGCUUCGCACCACCACGAAACACUAACCUACGAAGUCAUUCGGCUCAACAAACCAACCGUAUCUAAAGCCCUACUUUCCAUCUCUCAAAACCACACAAUCCACGCCUUCAUCAUGGAUCUCUUCUGCGGCAGCACUCUUACCGUCUCCGCCGAGCUCAACAUCCCUACUUACUUCUUCUACACUUCCAGCGCGGCUAACUUAGCUUCCUCCCUCUACCUUCCAACCAUUCACGAAACCAUCCCAAAGAGCUUCAAAGACCUCAACAACACUCCUCUCAACUUCCCAGGAACGCCGCCAAUUCCUUCGCUAGACAUGCCAAAACCACUCCUUGAUCGUCAUGAUAUGGCUUAUAAAUACUCUCUUCAAUCCGCCGCUGAACUCGUGAAAUCAAAUGGAAUUAUUGUCAACACGUUUGAGUCACUGGAGCCUAGAGCCCUCAACGCCAUGAGGGAAGGAUUGUGUGUACCGAAUGCUCCCACGCCUCCGAUAUACAGCAUCGGACCACUGAUUACUACCAAAGAGCGGGAAGGAUCUGAUUCCGGGUGCUUAAAAUGGUUGGACUCGCAACCAAGACAAAGCGUGGUUUUUCUUUGUUUCGGAAGCUUAGGCAUGUUCUCGAAAGAGCAACUGAAGGAAAUAGCGGUGGGGUUGGAGAGGACCCGCCAGAGGUUCUUGUGGGUGGUGCGAAAUCCGCCGUCGCAGAAGAACCAAAGCUUGGUUAUCUCAGAAUCGCCAGAACUAGACUUGGAUUCGUUACUGCCACAAGGUUUCUUGGAUCGGACGAAAGACAGGGGACUGGUGGUGAAGAACUGGGCACCACAAGUGGAGGUCCUGAGUCACGACUCGGUGGACGGGUUCGUGACUCACUGCGGGUGGAACUCGGUGCUGGAAGCGGUCUGCGCCGGCGUGCCGAUGGUGGCGUGGCCGCUCUAUGCGGAGCAGAGGUUCAACAGGGUAGUGCUUGUUGAGGAAAUCAAGAUUGCUUUGCCCAUGAACGAGUCCGACGACGGGUUUGUGACCGCCAGUGAAGUUGAGAAGCGGGUCACUGAGUUGAUGGCGAGCUCCAGCGACUCAAUACGGAAGCGUGCUUUAUCAAUGAAGCAUGAAGCCAGAGCUGCUCUGAGCGAAGGUGGAUCGUCCCGAGUUGCGCUAACGAAACUCACUGAGCUGUGGAAGCGGCAUUGAGUUGGUAGACCAGAUGUACACAUCAAAAUAAAUUCCUCCCCAAAUGCUAGUUACCGACUCAUUAUUAAUUUAAAUUGAUUGUUGACUAUUUUUAUGUUAGUUACUUGUUCAUUACCUAUAAAAUUAUAGAGCUCAUUAUUAAUGAA